ACCUACCUACCCACCCAACUCCCCCCCUUAAACACAAAUAAAAAGUCUUCCUCAUUCUCUUCCUUUUAUUAAGACCCUUUGUCUCCCCAUUCCUCUCAAACUUGCUCACCCCUAAUUCAUCAUUUCCUCUUGCUUUUGUAUUCCCUUCGUCUUAGAAAGAGCGCUGCUCUUGUUUAUAACUCUAAUGGGGUGCCUUGAUGAUGGGUGCAACACUGGCCUUGUUCUUGGGCUAGGCUUCACAACAACAAACCUAGAGAAUACAUCUAAGCCAGCUGAUAACUACAAGCGGCUUAUAAAGCCUCAGAUUAAGCCACUAAUGACAGGUUUUGAGCCUUCACUUAGUUUGGGUCUCUCUGCGGAAACCUAUAGCCUUGUGGAUGGCAAGAAAGGCUGUGAGGAGUCUAUUGGUGCUCAUGAUCAGUUGUAUCGUCAAGCUUCUCCUCAUAGUGCUGUUUCUUCUUUCUCUAGUGGUAGGGUUAAGAGGGAAAGAGACCUUAGCAGUGAAGAUAUAGAGGUAGAGAGGGUUUCUUCCAGAGUAAGUGACGAAGAUGAAGAUGGUACUAAUGCAAGAAAGAAACUUAGACUCACCAAAGAGCAAUCUGCCCUUUUGGAGGAAAGCUUCAAACAACACAGCACCCUCAAUCCUAAGCAAAAGCAAGCUUUAGCAAGGCAGUUGAAUCUACGUCCGAGACAAGUUGAAGUGUGGUUCCAAAACAGGCGAGCCAGGACAAAACUGAAGCAAACUGAAAUGGACUGUGAAUUCUUGAAGAAGUGCUGUGAAACACUAACAGAUGAGAAUAGGAGGCUACAGAAGGAGCUACAAGACCUUAAAUCACUGAAAAUGGCACAACCCUUUUACAUGCACAUGCCAGCAGCUACUCUUACCAUGUGUCCAUCUUGUGAAAGAAUUGGUGGGGUUGCUGAAGGGGCUUCAAAGAGCCCAUUCUCAAUGGCUACAAAGCCUCACUUUUAUAAUUCCUUCACUAAUCCUUCGGCGGCAUGUUAAUGAAGGUUCAGGAUAUAUAGAAGAUAAAUAAAAAUAGAAUAUAUAUAGACCAACCUUACAAUCCCUCUAAUUUUUUUGUUAAGAGCUUGUAGUAAAAGAUUACUUAGUGUAAUUAAUUAUUUUGUAGAAGAUAGUAGCUGCCGAUCGGUCCUCUUUUUCCUUUUUUUUUUUUU
This is a messenger RNA of Populus euphratica (Euphrates poplar), 1179 nucleotides long. RefSeq names its product homeobox-leucine zipper protein HAT22-like. Gene Ontology annotation, molecular function: DNA-binding transcription factor activity, RNA polymerase II-specific; sequence-specific DNA binding. The transcript has 3 exons. Bases 185 to 1006 code for a protein of 273 amino acids. Gene Ontology annotation, biological process: regulation of DNA-templated transcription. Lineage: Eukaryota; Viridiplantae; Streptophyta; Magnoliopsida; Malpighiales; Salicaceae. The record is from RefSeq and is a predicted model, not a curated record.